AUGUGGGCACACGGCAUCGACUGGUGGCCAACUCAGUCACCAGGGCAAGACGAGGGCACCUAUUCAUGCCGCGUGGGCGAGCACUCGGUGGAUUUCCAGCUGCGUGUCUGUGAGCCCACGGUGGUGUUUGCCAAGGAGCAGUCGGCACACAGCGAGGUGAAGGCCACGGCCGGGGCCAGUGCCACGCUGAGCUGCGAGGUGGCCCAGGCUCAGACUCAGGUGACGUGGUACAAGGAUGGCAAGAAGCUGAGCGGGAGCUCGAAAGUGCGCGUGGAGGCCACGGGCUGCACCCGGCGGCUGGUGCUGCAGCAGGCGGCGAAGGGGGACAGCGGGGAGUACAUCUGCGAGGCCGGGGGCCAGAAGGUCACCUUCCACCUAGAUGUCCCAGAGCCCACGGUGGUGUUUGCCAAGGAGCAGUCGGCACACAGCGAGGUGAAGGCCACGGCCGGGGCCAGUGCCACGCUGAGCUGCGAGGUGGCCCAGGCUCAGACGCAGGUGACGUGGUACAAGGAUGGCAAGAAGCUGAGCGGGAGCUCGAAAGUGCGCGUGGAGGCCACGGGCUGCACCCGGCGGCUGGUGCUGCAGCAGGCGGCGAAGGGGGACAGCGGGGAGUACACCUGCGAGGCCGGGGGCCAGAAGGUCACCUUCAACCUAGAUGUCCCAGAGCCCACGGUGGUGUUUGCCAAGGAGCAGUCGGCACACAGCGAGGUGAAGGCCACGGCCGGGGCCAGUGCCACGCUGAGCUGCGAGGUGGCCCAGGCUCAGACGCAGGUGACGUGGUACAAGGAUGGCAAGAAGCUGAGCGGGAGCUCGAAAGUGCGCGUGGAGGCCACGGGCUGCACCCGGCGGCUGGUGCUGCAGCAGGCGGCGAAGGGGGACAGCGGGGAGUACACCUGCGAGGCCGGGGGCCAGAAGGUCACCUUCAACCUAGAUGUCCCAGAGCCCACGGUGGUGUUUGCCAAGGAGCAGUCGGCACACAGCGAGGUGAAGGCCACGGCCGGGGCCAGUGCCACGCUGAGCUGCGAGGUGGCCCAGGCUCAGACGCAGGUGACGUGGUACAAGGAUGGCAAGAAGCUGAGCGGGAGCUCGAAAGUGCGCGUGGAGGCCACGGGCUGCACCCGGCGGCUGGUGCUGCAGCAGGCGGCGAAGGGGGACAGCGGGGAGUACAUCUGCGAGGCCGGGGGCCAGAGGGUCACCUUCCAUCUGGAUGUCACAGAGCCCACGGUGGUGUUUGCCAAGGAGCAGUCGGCACACAGCGAGGUGAAGGCCACGGCCGGGGCCAGUGCCACGCUGAGCUGCGAGGUGGCCCAGGCUCAGACGCAGGUGACGUGGUACAAGGAUGGCAAGAAGCUGAGCGGGAGCUCGAAAGUGCGCGUGGAGGCCACGGGCUGCACCCGGCGGCUGGUGCUGCAGCAGGCGGCGAAGGGGGACAGCGGGGAGUACACCUGCGAGGCCGGGGGCCAGAAGGUCACCUUCAACCUAGAUGUCCCAGAGCCCACGGUGGUGUUUGCCAAGGAGCAGUCGGCACACAGCGAGGUGAAGGCCACGGCCGGGGCCAGUGCCACGCUGAGCUGCGAGGUGGCCCAGGCUCAGACGCAGGUGACGUGGUACAAGGAUGGCAAGAAGCUGAGCGGGAGCUCGAAAGUGCGCGUGGAGGCCACGGGCUGCACCCGGCGGCUGGUGCUGCAGCAGGCGGCGAAGGGGGACAGCGGGGAGUACACCUGCGAGGCCGGGGGCCAGAAGGUCACCUUCAACCUAGAUGUCCCAGAGCCCACGGUGGUGUUUGCCAAGGAGCAGUCGGCACACAGCGAGGUGAAGGCCACGGCCGGGGCCAGUGCCACGCUGAGCUGCGAGGUGGCCCAGGCUCAGACGCAGGUGACGUGGUACAAGGAUGGCAAGAAGCUGAGCGGGAGCUCGAAAGUGCGCGUGGAGGCCACGGGCUGCACCCGGCGGCUGGUGCUGCAGCAGGCGGCGAAGGGGGACAGCGGGGAGUACACCUGCGAGGCCGGGGGCCAGAAGGUCACCUUCAGCCUAGAUGUCCCAGAGCCAGAGCCUGAGUCCCCAGCCCUGGAGAGACCCGACCGCAGGGGGCUUCUGGUGGUCAAAGAACACGAGGACAUCGUCCUGACUGCCACGCUGGCCGCACCCUCUGUGGCUGCGGUGACAUGGCUCAAGGACGGCGUGGAGAUUCGCCGCAGCAAGCGGCACCAGACGACCAGCCUGGGGGACACGCACACCCUGACGGUGCGCGGUGCGCAGACCCUGGACAGCGCGGUGUACAGCUGCUGCGUAGGCGCCGAGGCGCAGGACUUCCCGGUGCAGGUGGAAGAGGUGGCCGCCAGGUUCUGCCAGCCCCUGGAGCCCGUGAGCGGGGAGCUGGGCGGCACGGUGACGCUGGCCUGCGAGCUGAGCCCGGCGCAGGCCGAGGUGGUGUGGCGCUGUGGGAGCACGCAGCUGCGGGCGGGCAAGCGCUUCCAGAUGGCGGCCGAGGGGCUCCGGCGCUCCCUCACCGUGUCGGGCCUGCGGGCGGAGGAUGCGGGCGAGUACGUGUGCGAGAGCCGCGACGACCGCACCAGCGCCCGGCUCUCGGUCCGCGUCCCCCGCGAAGUCAAGUUCACGUCUGGGCUGAGCGCCAUGGUCGCGGAGGAGGGCCAGGAGGCCACCUUCCAGUGCGUGGUGACCCCCAGCGACGCGGCGGUCCUGUGGUUCCGGGACGGUACCCAGCUGCAGCCCAGCGAGAAGUUUCGCAUGUCGCAGAGCGGCGCCAGCCACAGCCUGACCAUCUCGGGUCUGGUCCUGGAGGACGCCGGCCAGAUCACCGCGGAGGCUGAGGGGGUCACAUCCUCGGCUGCCCUCCGCGUCCGAGAGGCUCCUGUGCUGUUCAAGAAGAAGCUGGAGCCACAGACAGUGGAGGAGUGGGGUUCAGUGACCCUGGCGGUAGAGCUGACCAGGCCUUGGCCAGAUGUCAAGUGGACACGCAAUGCCAUGGCCAUAUCCCCAAGCGAGAAUGUGGCAAUCUACACGGAGGGCGCAAGUCACCGCUUGGUCCUCCGCAGUGUGGGUUUUGCUGACCGUGGCUUCUAUGGCUGUGAGACGCCAGAUGACAAGACACAGGCCAAGCUCACAGUAACAAUGCGCCAGGUCCAGCUCCUGCGGGGCCUGCAGGUCGUGGAGGUGCAAGAGCAGGGCUCCACCACCAUGGAGGUGGAGCUGUCCCAUGCCAACGUAGAGGGCAGCUGGACACGUGAUGGCCUUCGGCUACAGCCAGGGCCCACGUGCCAACUGGCAGUUCAAGGCCCCAUUCACACCCUCACGCUGUCUGAGCUGCGGCCACAGGAUGGUGGUCUCAUUGCCUUCAAGGCUGAGGGCGUGCACACAUCCGCGCGGCUGGUGGUAACUGAGCUGCCUGUGAGGUUCAGCCGCCCACUGCAGGACAUGGUGGCCACAGAGAAAGACAAAGUGACCCUGGAGUGUGAGCUGUCACGCCCCAAUGUGGCCGUGCGCUGGCUGAAGGAUGGCGUGGAGCUUCAGGUUGGCAAGACAGUGGGUAUGGCAGCCAAGGGCACCUGCCGGACUCUCAUCAUUUACCAGUGUGCCUUUGGGGACCAGGGCGUGUAUGUGUGUGAUGCCCAUGGGGCUCAGACCUCGGCAUCCCUGAAGGUGCAAGGACGCAACAUCCAGAUCCUCAGACCCCUGGAGGACGUGGAGGUGAUGGAGAAGGAGAGCGCCACUUUCUCCUGUGAGGUCUCCCAUGAUGACGUGUCUGCUCAGUGGUUCCGGGAGGGCAGUAAGCUUCGGUCCAGUGACAACGUGCGCAUCCGCCAGGAAGGAAGGACAUACACGCUCAUCUACCGGAGGGUCCUGGUGGAAGAAGCAGGAGAAAUCCGAUUUGUAGCUGAAAAUGCAGAAUCUCGAGCCCAGCUCCGAGUGAGAGAGCUGCCAGUGUCCAUUCUGCGCCCCCUGCGGGACAAGAUUGCCAUGGAGAAGCAUCGCGGGGUACUUGAGUGCCAGGUGUCUCGGGCCAGUGCCCAGGUGCGGUGGUUCAAGGGAGGCGUGGAACUGCGGACUGGGCCCAAGUACGAGAUGGUCAGCGAUGGCCUCUACCGCAAGCUGGUCAUCAGUGAUGUGCAGCCUGAGGAUGAGGACACUUACACAUGCGAUGCUGGCGAUGUGAAGACCUCUGCCCAGUUCUUUGUGGAAGAGCAAUCCAUCACCAUCGUGCGGGGCCUGCAGGACGUGACGGUGAUGGAGCCCGCCCCCGCCUGGUUCGAGUGUGAGACCUCCAUUCCCUCUGUUCGGCCGCCCAAGUGGCUGCUGGGGAAGACGCCGUUGCAGGCCGGGAAGGACGUGGGCGUGGAGCAGGAAGGCACAGUGCACCGGCUGACGCUGCGGCGCACCUGCUCCACCAUGACCGGGCCAGUGCACUUCACCAUCGGCAAGUCGCGCACCACCGCCCAGCUGGUUGUCUCAGACAUCCCUGUGGUGCUUACAAGGCCGCUGGAGCCUAAGGUGGGCCGUGAACUGCAGUCAGUGGUCCUGUCCUGCGACUUCAAGCCGCCCCCCAAGGCUGUGCAGUGGUACAAGGAGGACACACCCUUGGCGCCCUCGGACAAAUUCAGAAUGCGCCUGGAGGGCCACAUGGCUGAGCUGAGAGUGCUGAGGCUCACGCCUGCUGACGCGGGCGUCUACCGGUGCCAGGCUGGCGGUGCCCAGACCUGUGCCCAGGUCACCGUGGAAGUCGGAGGUCUCCGACCCCAGGCGGUUGUGGUGUGCCGCAAGGACGGAGUGGAGCUGGGCCCCAGCGACAAGUCCGACUUUCUGCACACCGACCUGCACGUGGGCAUCACCAAGAGGCUGAAGAACGUGGAGGUGCUAGAGGGUGAGGGCUGCAACUUCGAGUGUAUCCUGUCCCAUGAGGACACAGGUGACACUGCCACUUGGACAGUCGGCGGGAAGACAUUGGGCAGCUCAGGCCGCUUCCGGGCCACUCGCCAGGGCCGAAAGUACAUCCUGGCUGUGCGAGAGGCGCUGCUGAGUGACACCGGGGAGGUGGUCUUCUCUGUGCGCGGCCUCACCUCCAAGGCCUCGCUCCUUGUCAAAGAAAGGCCGGCAGACAUCACGAAGCCAUUGGAAGACCAGCGGGCCAUGGCAGGGGAGGAUGCGAUACUGAGCUGUGAGCUGUCUCGGGUGGACUCCCCAGUGCGCUGGCUGAAGGACGGGAAAGCCAUUCGCAAGAGUCAGAAGUAUGACCUGCUCUGUGAGGGCACGCGGGCCAUGCUGGUAGUCCACGCGGCCUCACUCAAAGAUUCCGGAGAAUACACGUGUGAAACAGAGGCUUCCAAGAGCACAGCCAGCCUCUAUGUGGAAGAAAAGCCAAACCAGUUCACAGAGGAGCUGGCUGACCUGCAGGUGGAGGAAAAAGGCCAGGCUGUAUUUACCUGCAAGACAGAGCGCCCUGCAGCCACGGUGACCUGGAGAAAGGGCCUCUCUGAGCUGCAUGCCUCGAGGAAGCAUGCACCCAGCCAGGAGGGCGUGACCUUGAGGCUCACCAUCAGUGCCCUGGAAAAGGCAGACAGUGAUACGUACUCCUGCGAUAUUGGCCAGGCAAGGUCCCAGGCACGGCUUGUGGUGCAAGUGCCCAAGCCCAUUGCAUAA
Messenger RNA from Myotis lucifugus (little brown bat), 5655 nucleotides. RefSeq names its product obscurin-like. Lineage: Eukaryota; Metazoa; Chordata; Mammalia; Chiroptera; Vespertilionidae. The transcript is spliced from 25 exons. The record is from RefSeq and is a predicted model, not a curated record. The coding region runs from base 1 to 5655 and encodes 1884 amino acids.